AUGGCAUUGCUUCUGCAUAGUUUGCCUUGGUUGUGUGGAGCGUAUGGGCUGGUUGGUCGAAACAAAAAGAUCCCUCGUCCACAUUUGUACCUCACAGUUAAAAGAGGAGUGAAGAUAUCGUUUGUACGACGUGAACUUGAACAUCAAACAAACUGAAAUAUGUCAUCCCUAAAUGCAGAACUAUACCACCUACCAAAAAUCUUUCCUCGUAAGAGCGUGCCGAGUUUGGAACUAUCUUCCAGAUGAACUGAACUUUACUAAGGAUACUAGCAUUUCUGUAUUUAAAUCAGAUCUGCUCAAGUAUUACUUUACAUCACUGAACAUUAAUUAUGAUCCUGAAAACUCUCGAUCAUUUAACUAGUAUAUGUCUGAAAUGUAAUUGUAUUCGAAGCCUGUUACGUCCAAUAUCGUGUUGCAGUUGAACUGUAAAUAAGAUCGCACCUGUAACGCAUGUACGUAUAUAUAUAUGUGUAAUGAUAGUUUUGUGUCGGGCCCGCAGUAAUUGGCUAUUCGCUGUUGCGGUCAACCAGCCGUGGUCAUGUACCUACUGUAUUUCAUUAUGUACGUUUGUUUUUGUCCUGUCAUGUAAUGUACUGUUUCAUCGGCAAAGUUUAUAAAUUUAAAAAAUUAAAUUAAAAUUAAAUUAAGAGAAAUUCAAAUGUGACGACGCUAAGGAACACUUUGAACUCCUUCGAGAACCUGAAAGAAAACUAAAAAUCAAAUAUUUGGGUUUUCGUUUAAGUAAAUUGAGAUGUAAAUCAUCUUCUGUCACACCGACACCUGGUGGUGGUGUAUUAGCUUGCAGUAACUCCAGUUAUACCAAUCAAAACCCUUUACGAGUCCCUGAAGAGAACGAGAAAGUUGAUGUACCUCAGGUCCGGGGAACUGGGACUUUAACCAUGUUUUGCGCCCUCAAUGGACAACAUUAUGCACUCACCUGCUUUCAUGUUGGUUGUGCAACUGAUGAAAAUCGUUUAAACGCCGCAUUCAAUAAAGUAGAAGAUGUUCAGAAGAUGCGCAAUUCACUUCCAGCUUAUGGAACACGAGGCAAUACACGAGGCAAUACAGAGAACGACAAUGUCCACAUCUUAUUUGGAGACGAUGGAACGGACUGCUCCCGUCUUGGUGGCCCGUUUGACAAUUAUUAUUUUGACAACGAAUGUGACAUUUUGUCUCUAAAAGUUUUGGAUGGCGUUAAAAUUGAUUGCAAAAUAGCGGAUGCAACUUCUCCUGAUUGGGAUAGUAUAUGGGAUGAAUUGUAUGAGAGUGAUAGUAAUCUAGUGGAAGUGGAGAAAACCGGUUUUUCGUCGGCGUUAACCCGUGGCUAUAUUGUUCCCUGUGAUUUUAGUUACAGCAAGAACAGGAGCCAUUAUUCCAGGAUACAUUCGCCGUUAAGGGAUGCGGUGGUCCAUUCUUGGAAGGCGGUGACUCGGGUUCUCUCGUUUUCUUUCAUGACAAGAAUAACCAGAAACAGGUGUUUGCCUAUGGGGUUUGCGAAGUGGAUGAACUUCUCUUACCUGAACCGCACGAGUCAGCGAGUUCUUGCAGUUUUGAUGAAGACGAGUUUGAGUCUGAAUAG
Paramuricea clavata is the source of this 1579-nucleotide messenger RNA. The record is from the annotation of a GenBank genome assembly. Lineage: Eukaryota; Metazoa; Cnidaria; Anthozoa; Malacalcyonacea; Plexauridae.